This is a messenger RNA of Endocarpon pusillum Z07020, 1503 nucleotides long. RefSeq lists its product as uncharacterized. The transcript has a single exon. The coding region runs from base 1 to 1503 and encodes 500 amino acids. The record is from RefSeq and is a predicted model, not a curated record. Lineage: Eukaryota; Fungi; Ascomycota; Eurotiomycetes; Verrucariales; Verrucariaceae.
AUGUCUUGUCGUGCCUGUCACAGCCGCUGCAACCGACUGGUGAAGAGGCCGAAGUGGUAUCCUACACGGCUGCUCGACAUUGGUGUUUCAGGAGACUCUACAUGGGCGCUUCGUACCUGCUCCAAAGAGCCUCCUUCGUCUCCAAAUUAUAUGACCUUGAGCUACCGGUGGGGCUCUGUGCCAUGCCUCAAGCUUCUUCGAUCCAACAUAGAAGAGCUCAGCACUGGAAAACCCAUCCGUGAUCUUCCUUUGACCUUUAGAGAUUCAAUAGCUGUUGCCCGCCGAUUCUCAAUAAGAUACCUGUGGAUUGACCGAUUGUGUAUUCUGCAGGACUCCCAAGAAGACUGGCUCAAAGAAUCAUCUGCGAUGCGAGAUGUAUAUGCGAACUCGUCUUGCAACAUUGCUGCCGCCGUUUCUUCUGAUCCUCAUGGCGGACUCUUCCGCUUUCGCUACCCUGCAGAUAUUCAACCAGGAGUGGUGCAGUUAAAGUUCAGUAAUCUCUCCCAGGAGAACUUUUUUAUCUUCGACGAACUGUACUGGGAUCGUCAGGUAUCAGACACGGUCCUCCAUAGCCGUGGCUGGGUUUUCCAAGAAUGCCUUCUGGCACCGAGGGUACUGCAUUUCACCGAGAAGCAAAUCUUCUGGGAAUGUUUUAACGACCGAAAAUGUGAAGGGUUCCCCUCAGAGUUGCGGUUCGGUCGUCGCCUCAAAGAUUUUGAGCCGCUAUUUGGCGCAACAGCUCCCAGAAAUGUACAGGAUAGACUACUGUCUGAAUUCGCAUACGAUUUGUGGAUUGACUUCAUUAAUGCAUACUCCAAGUGUGCUCUGACUAGAUCCACUGAUAGGCUAGUUGCUCUUUCCGGCCUAGCAAAGCUGUAUCAAGAAGCUACAGGUGAUGAAUAUGUCGCCGGCAUGUGGAGAUCUCGACUUCCCUGGUUCUUGGCGUGGUACGUUCGAAAGCCAAUUCCCAAAUCAUCGUCAGAGUAUUGUGCACCAUCUUGGUCAUGGGCUUCUGUCGGUGGCCCGGUACUGAUGCCCAGAAUAACUCCGUCUGCAAUUCCGUUGAUCGAUGUGUUCGAUGUACAAAUCACACCGUCCACAGGUGACCAUACUGGCCAGCUCUCGGGUGGCUUCGUUGUGGUCAAAGGGUGUAUCGUCCAUAGUGCAUACCCUGGAGUACUAGGACCUAGAUGGAUGAAGAUAGGAGAUGACCACAUGAGAUUAUACGUUAAAGAGGAUACACGCAACUCUAAUAGCGAGCAGAGCACACAAAUCUAUUUUCUCGCUCUGAUAUGUGGACCAAAAUCGCCCGACACAUCAUCCAUUCUGACAGGCCUAGUCCUACAGCCACUAGCCAGAUCCUCUGACGAGUAUACACGCAUCGGACUAUUCACUGUGUUAGAUCCGGCUGAACUGAAAUAUUUCGGCGUUCGCCUCCGCGGGAGGAAGGUCAUGCUGACGCCAGAACGAGAAGAUCUAUUAUCCGUCAUCAAAAUCUUCUGA